Molecule: messenger RNA, 1833 nt
Organism: Metarhizium robertsii ARSEF 23
Lineage: Eukaryota; Fungi; Ascomycota; Sordariomycetes; Hypocreales; Clavicipitaceae
Exons: 4
Coding region: 1-1833 (610 amino acids)
Source: RefSeq, a predicted model, not a curated record
AUGCGCUUACAUCCGACCGACGACUUGGACAGCUCGUCCGAUCGCCGUCCUACGCUUAUCGCCCGUCUGCGUCUCUCGAACCCUCACAGGCGGUUGGUUAUCAUCCUCGUUAUCAUCUUUCUUUUACUGUCGACAUAUGUGUUCAACAUUGCCAGAGUCAUCAAAGUGAAAGAGAACACGACAUCCAACCCAGGAUUAUCGCCAGAGACAAUUCCGGCGCCCAUUCUCGCUUCGGUGGCCGCAGGGGACAGUAUAGCGUCACAUUAUUUGCCCAAUGCCGUGCUACAUGCAGAGCGAAAAGCCCUCGUUUCUUCCAACGGCAAAUGGCGAGUGCAUCUUACCGAUGACAGCGAGCUCAUCUUGGAGACGGAUCAGGAUGGAAAAUGGAGCCCGGUCUGGUGGACAAAUAGCAGGAGAUACAGGAGAAAAGACUCGGCACCAGAGACUUCCUACAUGACCAUAGAUGCAGGCGGCGCUGUCCAGAUCCUCGCCAGGACCAUGGAUGAGGAUAGACAUCCCGUAACCGACCGGCGGUGGGACUCUAUGCUUUCGGGCCGCUGCUUGCCAGUCGAGGGGGAUACAAUGCUGCUAACGGCUCCGAGGCCGCAGUCACUGGCACUCGAUAAUCAUGGUCGGCUGCUUGUCUUUGACGGAGAGUCAAAGCUGGCAUGUAUCUUGUAUGACGACACAUUUGACGAAUCUCCGACUCUACACCAAACAGUGAAUUUGACAAUCGCCGAAGAGGAGCAGCCGGAUCCCGAGCAAAACAGGUGGCCCAUGUUCAAAAAUUCCGACAAGUUAUCCAGUCUUCAGCUUCGAGCAAUGCUGGAGGCCGAUCUAGCCAAGACCAACAUAUCCCUCAAGCUAAGCAGGGAACAGCUAAAAACUGUUUUCAAUACUGCCAUCGUCUUGCCAUCUUUCCGCGACCACUUCGAAUUCUGCAUCAAAUUCCUACGGUAUCGUGGCUCUCAGGCCCAUGUUGCGAUGCGCCGAUACGCUAACAGUCUAGAGCAGAUCCAUGAUACGACACUGCGUGGAUUCCCCGAGAUAGACGUGGCUUCCAUAACAAAGGGCAUGCAUAAAGUUUUGCUGCAGGAUUUCAAGAAGAUAUAUGGCUUUCUGGCUACCGGCAGGCGUUACUGCUUUAUACUAGACUCGGAAGGCAUCAUGUUGCGGACAACGUGGCUUGCCGAUAUUGUGAGGGAGUUUCUCGACAAGCCUUUUGCCAUCCACACCCCUGAGAGUCGGAACGGGAGCAGCCAUCCCAUCGGUUGGUCCACGCCUUGCGGAGAUAUGCUCCGAGUCGACAACUUCUCUUCGGCCGGCUGGUUUCUGGAAUAUUACAUGUGGGUCUUUGACUCUCGAGUAUACGCCGAGAUUGCUCGCACCUACGCGCAGACUUGGCCGCAGCUCGAGGGGAAUCCCCAAGAGGUCUUUUUCGAGGUGUGCUAUUUUGCCUAUAUAUGGGCGGAGAAAGGUCCAGUCGAAGGUCCCGCGUACCGCUUCAUCACCUCAGAGCAGCUUCUAGGUCAACGAUUGUGGAACUUGAUGUGGCCCCGGUACGUCUAUGAGACGGGUGCGGAUCCCACUGAGCGGGUGAAUGACCUGUCUAUUAUCGAGGACGUGAGAGAGUGGCUGGCCCGGUUCCCGAAUCUUCUUGUCCCCGUGGCUGAGGCCUGGGAGCGAAACCAGAUGCGCUUAUUCAAAGCUGGCCAGGACUCGUGGCAGGCCAUGGCAUUCCUCGGCGUUGCCAAGAGCGUCCGCAUGUGCGUCAGCGAACAGCCGAGAGACCUGUAUGAGGCUGCCAUAUGGGGUCAUUUCAAUCUAGAGUGA